Naegleria gruberi is the source of this 1395-nucleotide messenger RNA. RefSeq lists its product as uncharacterized. The record is from RefSeq and is a predicted model, not a curated record. The coding region runs from base 1 to 1395 and encodes 464 amino acids. The transcript has a single exon. Lineage: Eukaryota; Heterolobosea; Eutetramitea; Acrasida; Naegleriidae.
AUGGAAAGUGACUUGACCUCUCCCAACAACACUGAUACUUUCGGUCUCGAUGAUAUCUUGAGUGCGCAGGCAGAUGAUGAUGACAAUGAUUUCAAACCAUCCAUCACAAUCAAACACAUUGAAACUGCACCAAAUUCUCACGACGACAAGAAGAAGAAACGAAUCAGAGAACAGAAAGGUCAAAAUUUUAUUACUUUUUGCAAUAUUUUGGUUAUUUUGUUCAGUUUUGCAAUCUUAAUUGCAAUUAUAUGUUUAAUUACAAUUCCUAAUCAGUUUGCUCAGGAAAUUCCUUCGGUUGACUUGAUGGGGAAGAGAACUGAUUUGUAUGCUGUUUAUGUUGUGUUGAGAGAUUUAAUUCGGUUGGCUAUUGAAAAUCGAGGUGGCUAUUCGAUUCAAACUGGUUAUUACUAUUAUCUGCCCUAUAGAAAUUAUUUGAAUAGUUCAAUAGCUGAAAUGGCCAAACUGUUUCCUGUUGGAUACACUCAUCCAUUUUUGGAAAGGAAAUUAGAAACCUUUCCAAUAUUUGAAAAACAUUGGGAUCACAUGAUUGAAAAAACCUGUUCAUUUAUUACGGUGAAUGGAACACUUUAUGUUUAUCUUAACGAAACUCUCCAACAGGAAGCAAGAGAUGAAUUGUAUUCUCCUGGAUAUGCAACAGAUUUCAAUGAAUUUCAAGCGUUGUUGUUUGAUUUUUUGGAUUCGGCAAGUUUAAUCUCAACUAGAGCAGAUUAUUUGAGAAAGGAUUCGUUGAUUGUAUCCAUUUCAUUGAUUUGUUUGAGUGUUGUCGUGUUAAUUCCAACAAUAAUUCUGCUCUUUGUUUUUGCUAUUCGAAAUGAGAAACGAAAUAAGAUUCAUUUUCACAAUGCCAAUAAUUCUCUGAUGAAGGACACUAUGAGUGAUGAUUUUUCUAGAAUGAAAUUCAAAUUUUCAUGUCAAAAUAGUAAUUUAUUGAAUGAAUUCCUACUUUUGGAAAAAAUUCAGUUUUACAAGGAUUAUUCCAAUGAAUCUUUGAACAUGCAGAUGAAACUAUUCGAAAUAGCACAUCAAUUGUUUGAUAAGCAAGAGGUUGGACCAAAUGAAACAUCAAUUACCAAAGCAUAUAAUGAAAUUGAAAAAGCAAUUAGUUAUUUAGAAAGAUUGAAAUACGAAACUGUAAUUGAAAUAAUGGAUACUUAUGAAAUUUCAAGUGUGGAUUCAGGAAUCAUUGAUAAUUACAAUAAUAGAGAAGAUGUAUUUGAAGAAAUUGAUCUUCUCCCUCCAACUCUUUUCCAACAAUUAGCAAAUGAUUUAACCGAAACAUUAGCAGAAACUCACAUCCACUAUUUAGAAUCCAGAGGAAAUGGCAAGAUGAUCGACCUGGAAGAUGUUCAUAUUCAAAACCAGACAAGUAUAUAA